Molecule: messenger RNA, 1464 nt
Organism: Spirodela intermedia
Lineage: Eukaryota; Viridiplantae; Streptophyta; Magnoliopsida; Alismatales; Araceae
Source: the annotation of a GenBank genome assembly
AUGGCCCUCCGGCGUUCCCUCUUGAAGCUCCGCCGCCGAUCCGUUCCGCUACCGCCGCCGCCUCCGGCAGCGAUGGCGGAGGAUUUCGCUGCUCCGCCUGUAGCCGCCGCUCCGUCGCUGGCCCUAUCGCUGACGCCAGCCAAGCCGGAGGCCCUCUCCGGCUUCCUCCGCGCACACCUGAGACCAGACUUCUCCUCCUCAGAUCUGCUCCACCUCCUCCGCCGGAAGCUCCGCCACCACCCUCGCCUCGCCGCCUACGACCUCCACGUCUUCCGGUGGGCCGUCGGCGUCGACUCCUUUCGCCACGACCACUCCACCUUUGAGUGGAUCGCCCGCACGCUCGCCGUCACCGACCGCCCCGACGAUCUCCGGGAGGUCCUCCGCUUCAUGAUCUCCCACCCCUGCCCCUGCGCCGGCGACGGCAUCUUCUCCUGCCCCCGCCUGGAGCCGAUCUUCCGCUUCGCCAUUGCCGCGCUCUGCCGAGCGCGGCGGCCAGACCAGGCGGAGGCGGCGUUCGCCGAUCUGCAGAGAUCCGUCGACGGCAAGCCCGCCGCCGCAAGCUACAACGUCCUCAUGAGCGGCCUCUCGAAGCUCGGAAACCACGAGAAGGUGAUCCAAAUCUACCGCCGGAUGGGGAGCGACAGAGUGAAUCCCGACGUGGUCACCUUCAACAUCAUGAUCCACAGCUUCUGCAAAUCCGGAGGAGGAGGAGGAUUCGAUUUCGUGGCUCUGUUCAGGGAGAUGAAGGCGAAGGGAUGCAGCCCCAACGUGGUCACCUUCAACACCCUGAUCGGAGGAUUCCUCCGGCGAGGGAGGAUCGAGGAAGGGAUCGCCGUCGCAAGGGAGAUGCUCGACUUGGGGCACGCGAUCUCGCCGGCCACCGGAGAGAUGCUCCUCCGGGGGCUCUGCCGCGCAGGUAGGGUUUCAGAGGCCGGCGAUCUGGUGAUGGAGCUACUGAGAAGGGGAGCCUUGCCGGAGGGGACGGACUGCUUGGAGCUCGUCGAAGAGCUCUGCGCGGUGAGGGAGCUCGACAGGGCGGCGGAGAUGGUGGACGGUCUGUGGCGGGUGGCGGGGAGGCCGCCGGGGGCGGUGACCUGCGCCGCGCUGGUGGAGGCCCUGAGGAGCUCCGGGAGGGUGGAGGCGGCGGUGGGCCUGACGGAGAGGAUGAUCGAGGCGGCGGCGCCGCCGGACGCGGUGACGUUCAACGGGCUCCUGCGGGCGCUCUGCGGUGGAGGUAGGGCGGCGGAUGCGGAGAGGUUGAGGAUGGCGGCGACGAGAGGGGGAUUCCAGCCGGACGAGUCAACGUUUGAGAUUGUGGCGGCGGGGCUCGCCGGAGAGGGGAGGAGGAAGGAGGCGGAGGCCGUCGUGGAGGCCAUGCUGGACGCGGGAUUUAUACCCAACAUCCGAGCCUACAACCGACUGAUGGACGGACUGACCAGGAAAUCGUUGACCAAGGGAGGGUGA